This is a messenger RNA of Tilletiaria anomala UBC 951, 1501 nucleotides long. RefSeq lists its product as uncharacterized. NCBI's taxonomy places the organism in Eukaryota, Fungi, Basidiomycota, Exobasidiomycetes, Georgefischeriales, Tilletiariaceae. The coding region runs from base 185 to 1210 and encodes 341 amino acids. The transcript has 5 exons. The record is from RefSeq and is a predicted model, not a curated record. Gene Ontology annotation, molecular function: maleylacetoacetate isomerase activity; glutathione transferase activity. Gene Ontology annotation, biological process: glutathione metabolic process; L-phenylalanine catabolic process.
AUGCACUUCCGUUGACAGAAAGAGUGAGUCAAACCUCAAUGGAGACAGACGUUCUUUCGACACGUCUUUUCCAUCUGGCAUUCUUCUUGCAUCGAUAUCAUUCCCUCGGCACAUUGGUCUCUUGCAAGAAGAGCGAUACAUACGGCAACACAAAAGUCAAGACAACCAAAUAUCCUAGCCCGCCAUGGCGUCUGCAAACGACCGCCCGAGGGCGCAGCUCUACGUCUUCGACGGCUCCGUCUGGGCCAGCGUCCCUCGCAUCGGGCUCGUCGAGAAGGGCUACUCCCCGAGUGACCUGGACAUCAAGCAGGUUAACCUGCUCAAAGGCGAAAACUUUGCGCCGUCGUACCUCCGCCUCAACCCUAACGGCACCGUCCCCACGCUCGUCGUGCCCACGUCGGACACCACCAGCGAAGAGGUCGCGACCAAGUUCCGCGCGAUCACCGACAGCAAGCAAAUCCUCGCUUUCCUUGACGAGUCAAGAUCGCAACAUAUCCUCGAGGCCAAGGGACAGGGAAAGGACGCGGCAGCCCCCGUCCUUUCACCAGCGACGAUUGAAGGCAAGGCACUGAGCGAUUCACUCAUUGCACUGGUACACGGCAGCGACUUGGACCCCAACUUUUUGCUGCUCUCCGCAAGGACACUGGAGGAGGUCAAGCCACUGAAGGAAGGCAUAGCGGGAGUCUUUGUGAACGGGCAAGUCGCAGCGCUGAAACGCUACCAGGCACAGGUGCAAGCCGACUCGAAUCAGACGUCGAACCCGGACGCGAACCCGCGCUCCGCGGCGCACAACGAGCAGUUGCUCAAGUGGUACACGGACAAGCUGCACGCCUUGUCACCCGCGUACCACGUCUACGGCCCGGAGUCGACCCAGCAAGCGACGCAGCUGUUCAUCCAACUCUCGCGUAGCCGCUGGCAGAAACUUGGCGCUGCACUCGCGCAGCUCGAGAGGCAGAUUCGUGGGCCAUACGCCCUUGGGGACCAAGUCAGCCUGGCGGACGCGCACCUCAUGGCGUGGUUCGCGAGGGUGAUCGCCGUGUGCGAGAGCAAAGAAAGCGCAAAAGACCUCGACGCGCUCGAAAAGGCGCUGCAGCACGAGGCCGUUGCCGGCGAAGGCCGCAGCAUGCUUGGGCCAAAGGUCCGUGCAUACUGGCAGGCGCUGAAAUCUCGACCUAGCUUCCAGGCUGUUUACAAGGAUGGACUGCAUUGAAAAGCUAUAACUGAAGCGGUUGCUGCCGCUGCCGCUGUCAUCUCUCUCAUUCACUUUUGCGGGAUACACUACGAAGACAUGGUGUCGCAAGUCGGAUACAUAUCCCUGAAACACGCACUCUCACGUCCAACCUUCGACAGGAUGCGGGCGGGUCUGAGGCUGAUUGCGUCCAGAGGCCAUGAUCGGUGCUGGGCGACUCUACUUGCAUCUAUGCCACGACGACUGUGCAGUGCUGUCAAUCUUCUUAAAAUUGUAUGACCGGUACAAAUACAUGAGGGAGUCUCGUGAGAU